Messenger RNA from Dimorphilus gyrociliatus, 1144 nucleotides. NCBI's taxonomy places the organism in Eukaryota, Metazoa, Annelida, Polychaeta, Dinophilidae. The record is from the annotation of a GenBank genome assembly.
AUGCGUAGUAAACAUUUGAGUGAGUCAUUUGGUUGAGAAAUUCGUUUCUUUUAUCGACUCUCAGGAGCUUUAUAAAUAGAGAGAACCCUGACGUGUCAUUAAAUCUAAACUACAGAAACAGCCAGAAAAUCUCUCAUCAUUCGAAUUUUUCUUUUUAAAUUAAACUUGAAAAGCUUCUUAAUAAAAAAUGAAGUCGCUUGUGUUACCGAUCGUAUUCAUCUUGAUACAUUUAACAACAGCUUGGAAAAGUAAGGAUAAAAUUCUACUUACCGACUUGAAAGUGAUAACCUUACAUUCUGGAAGAAUGACAAAUGCCAGAAGAUCUUCGCCAGUACCUCAUCUCAAAUGUGUCGGUGGAACUUCAGGUUGCAGCUCAUUUAUACCUCAGACUGUUCAAUGCUAUAAUAGGGGAAGCGAUGGCUAUGACGUUCAAUGGGAAUGUAAAACUGAUAUGGAUAAUGAAUAUCGUUUUGGAAAGAUUGAAGUAUCCUGCGAGGGCUACGACUAUCCAGAUGAUCCUUACGUUUUAAAAGGCUCAUGUGGAUUAGAGUAUACUUUGGACUAUACAAAAGAGGGCCAUGAAAAGAAAAACCAUCAACACAACUAUGGAUAUAAUAAACCUCAUUAUCAUAAACAGUCUGGUUAUAGUCAACAUCAUCACAGUGAAGGAUCUAUGCUGGGGCAUAUUGUCACUUUAGGAAUAAUUGCUUUUGUUAUUUAUGUUAUAUACAAAACGUGUUUAUCAACUAAUCAUCAAGCGGAAGAUGCUCCUCCUCCAUACGGUUUCCGUCCAGAGUAUACCGGAGGCUACCCAGAUAACUCGCAAGGAUGCCACACUAACUCUGGAUAUUCUUCAGGAACCGGAGCUGGAACUGGAACUGGAGGUGGAGGAUUUUGGACAGGAGCGGCCACUGGAGGGUUAUUAGGCUAUUUGUUUGGUAGUGGAACAAAUACUAGAUAUUAUAAUCAACCUUAUUAUGGAACAAGAAAUAGGGGAUGGGGUGGCUGGGGUUUUACUGGUGGAAGCAGUGGUUGGGGUUCCACUGGCGGAAGCAGCGGCUGGAGUUCAAGACCAACUCCAUCAGCUCCAAGUAGUUCGGGAACGAGAACAGCUUCUGGUUUCGGUGGAACUCGACGUCGAUGA